Molecule: messenger RNA, 1905 nt
Organism: Amphibalanus amphitrite
Lineage: Eukaryota; Metazoa; Arthropoda; Thecostraca; Balanomorpha; Balanidae
Product: acetylcholine receptor subunit alpha-type acr-16-like
Exons: 1
Coding region: 176-859 (227 amino acids)
Biological process (GO): nervous system process; monoatomic ion transmembrane transport; signal transduction
Cellular component (GO): synapse; neuron projection; membrane
Molecular function (GO): neurotransmitter receptor activity; extracellular ligand-gated monoatomic ion channel activity; transmembrane signaling receptor activity
Source: RefSeq, a predicted model, not a curated record
UGUAAGACAAACUGACCUGCAGUUCGUCAAGAGCCGCUGAACGAGGGCUGUCUCUGUUGAUUGCUGUGCCGCCAUCCGGAGUCGGAGCCGACAGAGGACUGGAGGAGGACCACCGAACAGCAUUUGGGAGGACUGACAGAGUCCACAGAGGCCUGACGUGACGAUCUGAGCUGAUAUGUCUCGCUUGACCAUCUCACUACUGGUGGCGUUGGCCGGUCUCGCCAGCAGCGAUACUGGGGCAAAUGAGGAGCUCUACAUCCCCUCUCUGACCAGUCCUAUGCGGCACCUGAUGGUGAGACCGGUGUCCAACCCAUCGGAGCAGAUUAGCGUCAGCAUCGAACUUACUCUGGUUGACGUGGAUUUCCACGAGGCUGACAACACGGCGACGCUGGGUGCCUGGCUGCAUCAUGAGUGGCUCGACAAUCGAUUGGGUUGGAGCGGUGGCAAUGUGACAAGUACGCGCGUAUUUGCGGUCAACAUCUGGAGACCGGACCUGGCCGUCUACGACCGGGUGCCUGUGACGUCCAACUGGUUCUUGUCGAUGCCGGCGAUCGUCCACCAGACCGGCAAAGUGGUGUUCGUGCCGCCGGUGAGCUUCACGGUGCGCUGCCAGCGCCGGCGGACCGACACACAGGACCGCGUCACCUGUCCCUUCAAACUGGGCUCCUGGACGCACAACGUCGAGGAGAUGGAGCUGGUGCUGAAGAGCAAGACCAUCAACACCGACGAGAUGAUCAACAACGGACGCUGGGCGGUCGAGUCGACAUCGCUCGCCUACAAAGAACGGCAGUACGAUUGCUGUGAGGGGAUAUACGGCCACAUCCAGGGCGAGAUUGUUCUGAAGCCUCAGCUCUCUUAGGCCCUAUGUACCAACAUGUAGAAAGGUGAUGGCGCCAGCCGUCUCUGCGUAAUUUCUUCAGACAGUCCAGCGCAGGAUGACUACGUCAGCGGUGUUGUUACGGUUUAAGUAAAUCAGUGUCAGAGGUGAAAAACUUGCUACUCGCCUGCGUGCGUAGGUGACAUAGGAAUAAAGGGACAGAUUCGAGCAUCUCAGUUGAUGCAUUUAAAACAGAUAACUAGGCCGUUUCCGCUAAAAUCCGAGCUGUCUGCCCAUAGGGCCACUAUGGACCACGGCACAAAGAUUUAACAGCGUCAUCUCUUUGAAGACAGCUGGGGCUGAAAAAUCCCGCCGGUGCAACAGCCGACAUGCGUUGUGAAACGCCAUAGACAGCGCAGGAAAAACGGCGAAAGCGGCGACAGCUCGUCCCCGCCCGUCGCCGGUUGAGCGGCAGCGGGGACCGGCGCGGCCUUGGCCGCCGUCGGAGUAGGGAGGGACUGGGCGACUGCCGACUGGGACGGGGGAGGUUACAUCUGAGCCACACCACAACUGGGGCGAAAUCUAUGACCAUCGGUCCCAAAAACUUGGUGGGAGCGUUGAUAAUUGGUUCUGACUAUACUGAGGCAAAGGCAAGUGAAUCACUGACAACUAACGAUCCUUUCGUGAGUUUUGAUUGAAGUCAAAGUGGAUCAGAAAGCCAGGACGAGCUAGGAAGUCGAUCAGACCUAGGUAAGUUAAUUUAUGCAGCGAUAGUGAUUAUUUUUUUUUUGUUGCUCUGCAAAAUGUGGUGAUGCGUUGUAAUGCCCAGAGGACGAAAUUUGAAAGGUCAGUUUCUUUCUAACAUUCUAGCCUCCUUUUCAUUUUUUAGGUCUACAAAGGUGAUGAGAAAACGGCAAACAAUAUGUUACCUACUGUUUCAAGAUGACUUGUAUAAAAGUUGGUGACAGCUAGACAUCGCGUAAUAGGUGACAGCUUUUGAGUUUUAUUCAUCUCUGCUCAGUGUGCGCACCUCUGAGUGUCGAUGCGUUCACUGUAAUAUAAUACAUUUUUAGCGGCUGCCGAACGAA